Molecule: messenger RNA, 1673 nt
Organism: Musa acuminata AAA Group (dessert banana)
Lineage: Eukaryota; Viridiplantae; Streptophyta; Magnoliopsida; Zingiberales; Musaceae
Product: probable protein phosphatase 2C 44
Exons: 5
Coding region: 264-1121 (285 amino acids)
Biological process (GO): peptidyl-threonine dephosphorylation
Molecular function (GO): protein serine/threonine phosphatase activity
Source: RefSeq, a predicted model, not a curated record
GGAUGAGGACCGCGCAGGAAACUUCCAGGAAAGAUGUCGCGGCGACGCGGACGUGGAUCGCCAGACGACGAAUCGGGGGAAUGACGAUAUAUUGGAUUUGCCGCUGUCGUUGUUGAUCGAAGAAGGCGAGUAGUAGAAUUUAUUAUGGGCUCGAAGGGGGCGGUCCUGUUCUCAUUCGUCUUCCUCUGAUCCGAAAACCCCCUCGCCGUUCGCCAUUGUUUCCUUCGGUUGGGCUGUCGGAUGUGCGCUUUGCUCCCGGCGUCAUGAAAAGGUCCGAAUUCAUCAACAUCAUCAAGAGCACAGCAUGCCUCAAUACGUCAUCUGCGGAUACUGGGAAAGGGCGGAGCAAGUUGUCAAGUACCAAAGUAUCUCAUGGAUUCCACUUGGUGAAAGGGAAAUCAGGUCACGAUAUGGAAGACUACCAUGUGGCAAAAUAUAGAUAUGAAAAAAAUCAUGAGCUUGGCCUAUUUGCUAUUUUUGAUGGUCAUUUUGGGGAUAGUGUACCAAGCUUCCUGCAAGCCACCCUUUUUGACAAUAUACUAAAAGAGCCUUUGUUUUGGAGCGAUCCUAAAUCGGCAAUUAAGAAUGCUUACUGCUCCACAAAUAAUGCUAUUCUUGAAAACUCAAAGCAUUUGGGGCCUGGGGGUUCAACAGCAGUCACAGUGAUUGUAGUUGAUGGCAAAGAUCUGUGGAUAGCCAACAUAGGCGACUCCAGAGCUGUCUUGUCUGAAAGAGGGGCUGCUAAGCAACUCACCGUCGAUCAUGAGCCCCAUGUGGAGCGAAGUAGGAUCGAAAAGCAAGGCGGUUUCAUAACAAUUUUUCCUGGUGAUGUUCCCCGUGUUAAUGGCCAACUUGCGGUCGCAAGGGCUUUCGGUGACCAAAGCCUCAAGGCACAUUUAAGUUCAGAACCUGAUGUUAGACAUGUCCCAAUAGACUCGACUACAGAGUUUGUUAUACUUGCGAGUGAUGGAUUGUGGAAGGUAAUCAACAAUCAGGAAGCUGUCGAUCUCGUAAAAUCCAUAAAGGAUCCUCAGGCUGCAGCGAAGCGUCUGACGACGGAAGCCUUGGCAAGGAAGAGUAAAGACGAUAUUUCAUGCAUCAUGAUUCGUUUCAGAUGUUGAGAAAAAUGGCAUUCACAUCCUAUUGGAGGGAUUAGAGCUUAGUUGGGAUUGGUUCGCUGAAAAGAAAGAAGAAGCUUGCGUUACAAGAAAACAAAAUCAAGGCAAUUGAAUAGCAAAACAAAGUGUAAGGUUUCAUUCUAUCACAUAUAUAUAUAUAUAUAUAUAUAUAUAUAUAUAUAUAUAUAUAUAUAUAUAUAUAUAUAUAUAUAUAUAUAUAUAUAUAUAUAUAUAUAUAUAUAUAUAUAUAUAUAUCAGGUGGAUAGAUAGUAGGAUAUUACAGAAAAUUGGACUUGUACGAGAUAUGUAUUUGCUUUAUGGAACAAAAAAUAAAUAAAAGGGACAAAAAGGGGGAAAAGUGAAAAUGAAAUUAUGGAAAAAUUAGAUUCCGUUGCCGGGACUCGAACCCGGGUCUCUCGGGUGAGAGCCGAGUAUCCUAACCAACUAGACUACAACGGAUUUGCAUAACCUUACAAUUAUAUAGCGUAUAAAAAUGUUUAUUAAUGUAAUAUUUCAAUUCUUUCUUGAUUUAUUUCAUCAUUACAAUUGGAUUCA